AUGUCAGACUUUCUGCAGUUCGAUAUAGAUUUUUACCAGUCAAACUACGUUGCUGACAAUCAAGAGGAAAGCUCAAGCAGGCCUGGAGACCCUGGAAAAAAAUUCCCGACAGGUCCUUGGCCACACUCUGAGGCCAAUCCUUCUCAACCACUUGAAGGCCAGAUCUUUCAACCAGCAGAUGCUUCUCAGUUUCCGUCCAUCCAUACUUACUCCGACAGUUUUGAUGAAGAGCCUCCGUUGCUUGAAGAGCUGGGAAUCAACUUCAACCAUAUUUGGCAGAAAACAUUGACCGUGCUGAACCCCAUGAAGGUGGCUGAAGCCAGCAUUAUGAACGAGACAGAUCUGGCUGGGCCUUUGGUUUUCUGCUUCGCCCUGGGAUCAACGUGGCUCUUGGCAGGAAAAGUCCAUUUCGGCUACGUGUACGGCACCAGUGUGAUUGGCUGCCUGGCGAUCCACGCGCUGUUGAACCUGAUGAGCAUCGUAGGGGUUUCCCAUGGGUGUGUCGCAAGUGUGCUAGGCUACAGUCUGUUGCCCAUGGUGAUCUUAUCCACCUGUGCAGUAUUUUUCUCCUUACAGGGAAUCCCUGGGACUCUGAUUGCUCUGAUCAUUAUUGGAUGGUGCAGCCUCUCAGCCUCCAAAAUCUUCGCUUCCACCUUGGCUAUGGAAGGGCAACAGGUUCUGGUGGCCUAUCCUUGUGGCUUACUCUAUGGCCUCUUGGCGCUCAUAACCAUUUUCUGAGCUUUGCUAUUUAUAGGAGUAUCCUUUCUCUACCGCACGGAGGGGGAA
Molecule: messenger RNA, 786 nt
Organism: Protobothrops mucrosquamatus (brown spotted pit viper)
Lineage: Eukaryota; Metazoa; Chordata; Lepidosauria; Squamata; Viperidae
Gene: YIPF7
Product: Yip1 domain family member 7
Exons: 5
Coding region: 1-738 (245 amino acids)
Biological process (GO): endoplasmic reticulum to Golgi vesicle-mediated transport; vesicle fusion with Golgi apparatus
Cellular component (GO): membrane; trans-Golgi network
Source: RefSeq, a predicted model, not a curated record